Laetiporus sulphureus 93-53 is the source of this 480-nucleotide messenger RNA. RefSeq lists its product as uncharacterized. The transcript has 3 exons. The record is from RefSeq and is a predicted model, not a curated record. Lineage: Eukaryota; Fungi; Basidiomycota; Agaricomycetes; Polyporales; Laetiporaceae. The annotation marks the transcript as partial.
GCCGCCAUCUGCUAUGAGCACUUGAACACGCUUUCUGACGAGGUUCAUCUGCUAUGGCGUGGCAAACUUAACAUCAGUACCGCUAUCUUCUUAGCGAACCGAUAUUUGCUCCUCUUCAUGGCUGCGGCUUUCAUCUUGAACUCUCUGGUCUGGGCUACGCCGUUGGUGAUUGUAUCUGCGCUGCGAGUGUAUGCUAUCAAUCGCCGACAAUGGGUUCUAGCCGUCAUUGCCCUGAUCCUAGGAUUGGCUCCAGUAAUUGUUAACAUUGUAAAUCCCAUUUCAAUCAGGCAUAGUUCAUUGUUGACAACACUGACCGGUUGCUCAUCAGUGGCCAUUCCCACUCGUCUUCCUCCAAUCCUGUCAGAUAUGAUUGUGCUGCUUGUGACGUGGUUCCAGACAUUCCAUGUUGUUCGAGACGCUCGCAAGGCUGGGUUGAAAGCCUCCUUGGGAGCAUUGAUUUUGCGAGAUGGUGAGCGAUGA